AUGGAGGAUGCGCAUAUCGACCUGGUGUAUGAACGUGUUGACGAUGAUAAUAUCACUGGAAGGCGCUUGCGACUGAUAUACCUUGGCCGCGUCUUGCCUAACGGUAUCCGACUUGCCUCUUGGCUCGAUGCAUCCGCGCAUGAAGACGAACAGGGUCACACUGCUGCCAUGCUGCUUGAGUGCGAGCCGCUAGAUCAAGAUAACUUUACUAUGAAACGUGCUCCCAAUGACGGCGACAUCUCUGACAAGCAGCGCGGCAAACAGCGGCUUAUUGACUUCGAUAUGGUUAGCGAUGGUGUGCAGACACGCGACGUCCUAUGCCUCCCGACGGCCUUCCUACAGUGCUCGAUCGGUCCCUCCAAUGAGGAAGCACCACCUACGCAUGAGAUACCCACACCUAAUCCCACGCACGAAGCGCGCGGUUUUGAUCGGCUGCGUUACACAGCCGGCAUGUCUGCCCUGGAUGUUCAAACCAUGCGCGAGCAGUUCCACCUGCAAUCGGGACUUUCUAGGGCUUAUACAGGAGACCUGAUUCGACAAGAAGAUGAGCAAGACUAUGCCUAUCGUUUGGAAGAGCAGUGGAUCGACAAUAUGGGCACAGCGCCUAUCCGUUCUGAUACACCGUCCAUGUCCCUGUGUAUACUACAGGGUUUGAUGAUCGGCUUCUUCUUCCCUCUAAACACCGAGCGCCUUCAAGCGGCACUCACCCAACUCGUACAGCAAUUAGAGGAGCACGAGGAACAGAGGGAAAAUGAGACACAAACUCCCGAGCAGGAACGCCGAGAUCUGCAGCGUACAUUGACGAAUUUCACCAAUCUUUUGCGUAUGGGUGAAGAGGCUCAGCAGACCACGAACACUGGCCCUCUGCCCGCUGGGGAAGGUGAAGACGCCGAUGCCGACGAUGACGCAGAGGAGGACUCUUCCUUGCCAAGGCGCUUCCUGCUGCGACCUGCACGACUAGAUCGAUAUGUGAUUUUUCAGCCAUAUACCCUCUUGGCCAUUAUAUUGGGCUUUAUCUGCAACCCUUUCCCCUCGUCUUCGGGUAAUCCGUACUUCGCUACCCGACACGUUUCGUAG
Malassezia sympodialis ATCC 42132 is the source of this 1077-nucleotide messenger RNA. RefSeq lists its product as uncharacterized. The record is from RefSeq and is a predicted model, not a curated record. The transcript is spliced from 4 exons. Bases 1 to 1077 code for a protein of 358 amino acids. Lineage: Eukaryota; Fungi; Basidiomycota; Malasseziomycetes; Malasseziales; Malasseziaceae. Gene Ontology annotation, cellular component: endoplasmic reticulum; Dsc E3 ubiquitin ligase complex.